AUGAAUGCCAUGUCGAUGAUUACCCAUGUGCUUGACCGCUGCUUUUUGCACCACUACUACGGAUCUAAUCCGUACAAGAUGUAUACGUCGCUAAAUGGAUCCCAAUUACAUGUACCUGCUUCCCUCGUCCUGGCAGGAACUUUCGUGGUGCGGUGCCAAACUCCCAACAGCCCCGACCUGAACGUUCUCGACCUGGGGUACUUUGCCUCGAUCCAGUCUCUGCAAAACAACGUGUCGGAGCUGGCAUCACAACUUCAGGCGUUGCCGUGGGGGUACAAGCGGCAAAGGGCCACCGUCGACGUCGAAGGCGACUUGGUCGUGGUACUAGGUGCAUCCAUGGCAGUCGCAGCAGCCGCUGACGUGGAACACUAA
Aphanomyces astaci is the source of this 372-nucleotide messenger RNA. RefSeq lists its product as hypothetical. The coding region runs from base 1 to 372 and encodes 123 amino acids. The transcript is spliced from 3 exons. Lineage: Eukaryota; Oomycota; Saprolegniomycetes; Saprolegniales; Verrucalvaceae. The record is from RefSeq and is a predicted model, not a curated record.